Molecule: messenger RNA, 1909 nt
Organism: Coffea eugenioides
Lineage: Eukaryota; Viridiplantae; Streptophyta; Magnoliopsida; Gentianales; Rubiaceae
Product: protein DETOXIFICATION 16-like
Exons: 8
Coding region: 188-1639 (483 amino acids)
Biological process (GO): xenobiotic detoxification by transmembrane export across the plasma membrane
Cellular component (GO): membrane
Molecular function (GO): xenobiotic transmembrane transporter activity; antiporter activity
Source: RefSeq, a predicted model, not a curated record
UCCACAUAUUCUUUUGCUUUUGAUAAUCAGUACCUACGUGCCCAAGAUACAGUUGAAUAAACACAUAGUAGCAGAGUUCCAUGCGUUCUAGUUAUUCAAAAAUUGAACUUUACAUAUACAUAAUGGUUUAAAGCUAGCAAACGAUCCCAUUGAGUACCGGGUGCGGAUAUUUUUCAAAUUCUUGGACAUGGAGAGAGAGGAGAGAGCUCAUCAAGACCUGGAAUGUCCACUGAUUCAUUAUUCUCAAGAAAGUGAAUUCCAAUCCAAGAGGAAGUGGGAUAAUGUAAAAAUAGAAGUGAAGAAGCAGUUGGCUUUAGCAGGGCCUCUAAUGACGGUUAACCUCUUAAUAAAUUGCUUACAAGUGAUCUCGGUAAUGUUUGUAGGUCAUCUUGGAGAACUAGCUCUUUCAGGUGCCUCCAUGGCCACUUCAUUUGCAUCUGUGACUGGUUUCAGUUUGUUGCUAGGGAUGGCUAGUGCAUUGGACACUUUCUGUGGGCAGUCCUAUGGAGCAAAACAGUACCAUAUGCUUGGCAUUCAUCAGCAAAGAGCCAUGCUUGUACUUCUACUGGCCGCCUGUCCUCUGGCAUGUAUUUGGGCCAACGCAGGUCACAUUCUCAAAUUCUUGGGGCAAGAUCCAGAAAUAUCAACUGAAGCAGGACUGUACGCUCGUUUUAUGAUUCCAAGCAUCUUUGCCUAUGCCCUGCUACAAUGCCAUGUUAGAUUUCUUCAAUCUCAGAAUAAUGUCUUUCCAAUGAUGUUUAGUGCUGGAUUUACCACGCUACUCCACCUACUCACUUGUUGGGUUCUAGUCUUUAAGUCUGGCCUUGGCAAUAAAGGUGCUGCUUUAGCUAAUGCUAUUUCUUAUUGGAUCAAUCUGUUGUUGUUGGCAAUAUAUGUGCGGGUAUCACCAUCCUGCAAGGAGACCUGGAAAGGUUUUUCCAAGGAGUCACUGAAUGACAUUCCAAAAUUUCUCAAAUUAGCCAUUCCUUCGGCUGUUAUGAUAUGCUUGGAGAUUUGGUCGUUUGAAAUGAUGGUUCUGCUAUCUGGUCUUCUACCGAAUCCAAAGCUAGAAACGUCAGUUCUCUCAAUCAGCCUUAAUACAUGUAGCAUGGUCUACAUGAUUCCACUUGGGCUCAGCGGUGCCACAAGCAUAAGGGUCUCAAAUGAGCUUGGUGCUGGAAGACCUUAUGCAGCUCGUUUAGCAUCGCAAAUUGCAAUGUUCCUGGUUUCCACAGAGGGUAUUUUGGCAGCAACAAUCAUGAUUCUGGGGCGCAAUUUAUGGGGCUACUGUUACAGUUCAGAAGAAAAGGUUGUAAGAUACGUUGGGGAAAUGUUGCUUUUGGUUGCAGCAUCACACGUCUUGGAUGGCAUGCAAUCUGUGCUUUCAGGUACUGCUCGAGGAUGUGGUUGGCAGAAGAUUGCUGCAGUGGUUAAUUUGGGAGCCUAUUAUCUACUUGGAUUACCUUUCGGCAUAAUUCUAGCUUUCGUCUUUCAUAUUGGAGGAAAGGGACUAUGGACGGGAAUUAUAGUGGCCCUUUUUGCGCAAGCAUUGCUUCUUUUGGUUGUCGCUCUGAGAACUGACUGGGAGAAAGAGGCAAAGAAGGCUGCAGAGAGAGUGCAUUCUACAACAAACACCUAGUAGCUUCAUAAAGCAAUUUAGGCAAAAGGGAAGAUUUUCUGAAAGGAACUCUGGCAUCCAGAGGCUUAUACAAUUUAACCAACAGGCUGAGAUGAGUAGUUACAUGGAUUGUUCUCCAACCAUGAAAAUAUGCAUGAUAAUACCGAAUUUGAAAUGCCAACCUUUCAUGCAAAGUCGGACGAUAUGUGAAUGCUUUUUGGACGUCUGAAAGAACAUUUUGAUUUUCUCCUUUAGAAUUAGAUGGAAUAAUUAAGAUAUUGGGAAAAACAC